UUGUGAAUAUGAUAGUUUUUUCAUAUAAAUGUAUUAUCGUUUAUAAAAUAAUUAAUUAUUACAAAGCUAAUGAUGUAAAAAACUUUGUGUAAUCAUAUAAAAAUGUAUAAACAUCUAGCAGCACGAGUUACGAAACGAAUAUCUCCACAUGGUAUUUCUACAAUGCCAAAGCAAAUAAUUAUACAGAGAUCAAUGCGUUUGUGCUCUUUUUGUAACUUCUACCACGGAAAAAUAUCAAAAUAUAUAAAACAUUAUCAAAUUUGUACUUAUGCUACAACAGUAAAUAUAUUGGGUCAUAUUCCAAUAAAGAAAAAAGUUAAACAAAAAACAAAAAAAUAUGCUGAAUUAUUAGCAGUGACAAAUAAAACAGCAAGUAAUAAAAGAACUGAAGUACAAAAAUUAUCAGUGUGUAAUUUAUCCAUGUAUAUUGAUAAAUGUGAUAUUAAUACAAAUAAUUCAUAUGAUGUUAAAGACUCUAUACAUAAUCAACCCGUUGACUCAAAAUAUACAAAUGAAGAUUAUAUUUGUGAUAAUAAAAUUUAUUUGAAUAUUGAUAACCACAUAGAUGAAAUUACUAGAAAUGAAAUGGAAGAUAAGAAGAAAACAAAUUUUAAUAACUGGGAUAACUGUAAUGAAAUUAAUGAUAAUCUCCUCCAAAACAGUUCUACUUUUCCUUUUGUCAAAACAAUUAACUCAAAAGAAAAACAAAAGUUAAACAAUAUAUUGAAGUCAAAUAUAAAUAAUACAUUACCACAAAAAAAGAUAGGAUCACAUGAAACUAAAAAUAAGUAUGGAUUAGAAAAUUAUGUUACAAAUUUAAUAGCAUAUAUGGAAGUUUAUUUGAACUGUGGAUUGUUAAGUAGAGCAAAUAACACCUUAAUGAAAUAUAGGAAAUAUACUCAAAAUACUUUGAAAUGUGAUAAAGGUAUUGAACUUUAUAACAUACUUUUAGAAGCUUAUGCUUUUAGAAGGAAAAUAAUGAAAGUUUUAGAGUUAUAUGACAUAAUAAAAAAAGAUUCUUUAAUACCGACACCACAAACUUACGCAUAUAUAUUUGAUGCUUUCGGAAGAGAAAGUAUAAAUAAAAAACAAAUAGAAUUAUUGAAAACUUUGAAUGCUGAAAUGAAAAAUUACAAUAUAUCUUUUAAUGAUAUCUUUAAUAAAUCAUGUUUUAAAAAUGAUCAGCAAGAAAAUAUAUUAAAGGUAAUUAGUAUGUUGACACCAAAUUUCCAACCAUCAUAUGCAAUAUUAAAUACAGAAUAUAGUUGCUAUCUUCUAAAAAAUAUUUCACUGAAAAAUAAUUAUGAGAGUCCAGUGGAGGAACUAUUAACUAUGAAAGAAUUAAAAGAUUGUUUUAAAAUGCAAUUUCAAAAUGAAUUAUCUAUUGAUGUGCAGAUUCCAAGUAUUAUACCAAAUGAGGAAAAUAUAGAAACUAAUUCAGAAAAAAAAAUUAUAGAAAUAGAAAAUUGUUGGAAAAAUGUAGCAUUAGCUGCUUUUGAACGGAAUUUAAAAUGUUUGAAACAAAAGGAGUGUCGUCAUAAUACUUUAAUGGUUUUGUAUCCAUUCUUAGAAGUUUUGGAUAAAGAAGUCUAUGUAAAUGCUAUAUUGCAAGAAAUUAGACAAAUAGUUGCAGGAUCAGAAACUUAUAGUACAUCUCUUAAAUUAUUAUAUAUUACAUUAGGAAAAUUCAUUUAUAGGAAGUAUGAGAUGGAAAUAAAAAAGCGGACUGGAUUGUUAGAUAAGAUAACUAGAAUUUAUUCAAAGUACCUUGAGUGGUACUUACAUCCUAAAAAUAUAGAAUGUUUAAGUAAUACAAAUAAUCGUACCAUAUGGCAAUAUUUUGAAUAUAAAGAAGCAAAAUACGGUACAUCUUUGAAUCUUAUUUGUUUAAAUUGGCCUAUGGAUGUCAUUAUAAAUAUCGGUAAAUUUUUGUAUAAUAUUAUUUUGAAUGAUAUAAUGCUCCAACCUGAGAUUUUAAAAGGUCAAGAUAUAAAAAAUUCUAUUCCUGCAUUUUACACAUUGUUUAGAAAUAAAGGAAAUUAUUUAUCUGAACAGAUUAAACCUCAUCCUUUUGUAACAAAAUUAUAUAAGAAAAUACAUUUAAAAACAUUAAACUUUGAUUCAGUUUUAUUACCUUCUUAUGCACCACCAACUCCAUGGAUUUCAAUCUAUAGAGGGGGAUAUCUUAUAACAAAAACAGAUUUUACAAGAAUAUCAAAUAAUUCUGAUAGUUCAUGCCAUUAUCUUCAAUCUACAGAAACAGAACAGCUAUUUCCUAUAUUCGAUUCAUUAAAUCAACUAGGUUCUAUUCCAUGGAAAGUGAAUACUGUUAUACUUGAUAUCGUAAUUAAGAUUUUUCAAAAUGGUGGUUCUACAGAAUUGGGUAUUCCUCAAUCAGUUUCUGUGUUAUCUCCACCAUGCUCCAUAAGUAAAAAUGCUACGGUUGAAGAGAAACAAAAAGCAGCAAUAGCAGCAGCUCAGUAUAGAAAAAAAAAAUUUGAUAUGUAUUCUUCAUGGUGUGAUACUCUUUAUAAGCUAUCCAUUGCCAAUCAUCUUAGAAAUAAAAUAUUUUGGCUGCCACAUAAUGUGGAUUUUAGAGGGAGAACCUAUCCACUUUCUCCUUAUUUAAAUCAUCUAUCAUCUGAUUUGGGUCGUUCUUUGCUUUUAUUUGCAAAAGGAAAACCUCUAGGUCCAAAUGGAUUAAAGUGGUUAAAACUACAUGUUAUUAAUUUAACUAAUUUCAAGAAAGGAACUUCGGUUAACAGCCGCCUUGAAUAUGCAGAUCAGAAUAUGGAGAAUAUAAUAGAUAGUGGUACUAAACCUUUAACAGGCAAAAUGUGGUGGACACAAUCAGAAGAACCAUGGCAAACUCUAGCUGGCUGUAUAGAAAUAACAAAUGCAUUAAAAGCACCAAAUAUAGAAAAAUAUAUAACUACAUUUCCAGUGCAUCAAGAUGGAAGUUGUAAUGGUCUUCAACAUUAUGCAGCACUUGGUAAAGAUCAAAUUGGUGCAGAAAGUGUUAAUCUAUAUCCAUUUGAUGUUCCAAAAGAUGUAUAUUCUGCAGUUGUUUCGAUUAUUGAAGAACAACGACAAAUGGAUGCGAAAAAUAAUGUUAAAAUUGCACAAAUAUUAGAAGGAUUUAUAAAAAGAAAAGUUAUAAAACAAACUGUGAUGACAACAGUAUAUGGUGUUACAAAAUAUGGUGCAAAAUAUCAAAUUGCAAAACAAUUAAAAGAUAUGGACAAUUUUCCAGAGGAAUAUGUUUGGCCUGCUAGUAUAUACUUAACUGAAAAUACAUUUCACAGUUUAAGAAAAAUGUUUCAAAGUGCAAGACAAAUUCAAGAUUGGUUUAUUACAUGUGCACAAAUCAUUUCUUCUGUUUGUGGUGAAAAUGUAGAGUGGAUUACUCCCUUGGGUUUUCCUGUUAUACAACCUUACGUCAAACUACAAAAAAUUUCAACAAAUUAUAUUUGUAGGAAACCUGAUGCAGUAAAGCAACGUAAUGCAUUUGCACCAAAUUUUAUACACUCUCUGGAUUCUACUCAUAUGAUGCUUACUGGUUUAUACUGUACCAGAAAAAAUGUCACUUUUGUUUCAGUACAUGAUUGUUUUUGGACUCAUCCUUCUACCAUAGAUAUCAUGAAUAAAAUAUGCAGAGAACAAUUUGUUGCUCUUCAUUCUGAACCCAUUCUUGAAAAUUUAGCUAAAUUUUUUAUGAAACGAUAUUCACCAAUUUAUUUGAAGCUAAAUUCUAAAAACUGUGCAGUAGAAAAAAUACACGAAUCUUUAAACAGAGUACCACAAAAAGGCACUUUUGAUAUCAAUCACGUUUUAUCAUCUACAUAUUUUUUUAAUUAA
This is a messenger RNA of Eufriesea mexicana, 3858 nucleotides long. It is a transcript of the gene mtRNApol, whose product is annotated as mitochondrial RNA polymerase. Gene Ontology annotation, biological process: mitochondrial transcription. Gene Ontology annotation, cellular component: mitochondrial DNA-directed RNA polymerase complex. NCBI's taxonomy places the organism in Eukaryota, Metazoa, Arthropoda, Insecta, Hymenoptera, Apidae. The transcript has 18 exons. The record is from RefSeq and is a predicted model, not a curated record. Bases 103 to 3858 code for a protein of 1251 amino acids. Gene Ontology annotation, molecular function: mitochondrial promoter sequence-specific DNA binding; DNA-directed RNA polymerase activity; protein binding.